Microbotryum saponariae is the source of this 3685-nucleotide messenger RNA. NCBI's taxonomy places the organism in Eukaryota, Fungi, Basidiomycota, Microbotryomycetes, Microbotryales, Microbotryaceae. The record is from the annotation of a GenBank genome assembly.
AUGCGAUCUUUUGUCCCGACUGUCGUCAUCCUCUGGCCAGUCUAGCAAAUUUCUGCUCGCAGGCCCGGGCUCUCGGUCUCGCACGCGCCGCUGACGCUGUCACCGCGGACUCGUCUCAAGAAUCCGAGGCUGCAGACGGAUCGGGAGCAACACCUAAUCGAUACUUCAUCGUCGCACACCCUCCACCCCAAGCAGGACGUGCAUCCUCGAACUCGUCUUUUGAUGUUCAAUUGGUCAGUGUUUGGGCACUUGCUCGGCCUUUCACUCAACUUCCCAAAGGUCUCUGGGAAGUGACUCGUUUGGGGCACGUGACAGCCGGUAGCCCCUUUCGGUGUCUUUCAGACCGGCCCGGGCGCGCUGUUUUCGUUAGGUCACCGGACACGGGAAGGACAAAAAAAAAAGGAAAAAGCGGGGGCGUGAGACUGACUCCUCUCUUGGCUGAUGCACAUGACGAAACCAGUCGACGUGCACCGCCUCGUUGGACCGCAUCAUUUCCAAGAUGCCCACGGGCGUAGAGGUCGUUCACCAACUUCGCUCAGAGUGGAUUGAGCGUCGUCUUCAAGGGGAAGGUUACGGCCGAGGAGUUAGGAGCUACUCGAGGGGUCAAGGUCAGCAUCCUUUCGUUUGGACUCGUAUGAAAAAUAUGUUGAUAUUCUGUCUUCGUUUUGUGGGAUGUAGCAUGUCAUCCCUGUUGGGAAGAUACCUCAUCCCGAGCACUCGAUGCCUGCACCGCUGAAGACUCUGCUGAAACGUUAAAAUCCGAUCGAACGCUUGAAAAAGCCGGUCAUUGGGUUCGCAAAUAAAAGCACAGCUGUAUUUGCUCCUCAUGCCAUGAGUGGUGUUGAUGACUUGCAUAGACGAGGGGUAAAGGGUAAAGGUGAGUGGUCCGUUGCGCUUUGAUCCGCGGGAGUUGUUACAAAUUCUGAUCGUCUGUCCCGUGGUUCAGGGACCCAUGUCUGCGUAAUCGAUACUGGUGAGCGCACGAUUCACACUUCACCUCGUAUUUCGGAAAUCAUUCAUAGAGAGCUGAUCGGGCAUUCUUCGUACAGGGGCCGACUACAAGAACCCGAUUCUCGGAGGGGGUUUUGGUCCCGGCUACAAGUUGACGACCGGCUAUGACUUUGUCGGUGAUGACGGCCAAAGCCCCAGCAAUGACCCAUACACCGAAUGCGACAAGCACGCGACGCACAUCUUGGGUAUCAUCGGAGCCAACGAGAAUCCGUACGGCUUUCUCGGUGUCGCGCCCGAAGCUACGCUUGGCCUGUACAGGUGAGAAUGAGCCUUUCCGCGCUCGACGCAAUAGUCGUUCAGAUCUGAAGCGCCAUUCACAUGCCAUCAGGAUUUUCGCUUGCCGCCAACAGGGCGGACAAGACGAUACUCUCGUUCAGGCUAUGCUACGAGCUGAAGCAGACGGGUGCCAGGUCAUUUCGUGAGUAUUCACCUGCACCUGGGGUAGUUUCGCGUCUGAGCAAAUGCUGACGUGAUCCAACUGGUAGUAUGAGUUUUGAGGCCGGCAACUCGGACUGGGGAGAUGACUACCCUCCAAGGACGGUGAUGAACGGUCUCUCUGCCAAAGGGAUCAUCUUUCUCGCUUCGAGCGGCAAUAGUGGGGCCGCCGGCUUGUUCUCGGCACAAGAUCCCGCGAUCGUCUCGAGCGUUCUCUCGGUGGGAUCGGUCGAUGUCACUGCGUUCGCCCGCGUCUUCCCCCUCAGUUUCGACGAUUCGAGCCUCAAACCGGUGGGGUACCUCUCUGUAUUGCCAAUCAUGCUCAACGACUCGAUGCCGCUCUACUUCGUGACGCAGAGUGAAAAGCUUGACCUGAACAACCCCGCGUGCGCCUCUCUUCCCGCGACCAUUCAAGAUCUAUCUAAAAAGAUCACCGUGGUGCAGUUGACACCGCAAUGUGAUUUGACAUCGUUACAAAUUCAUCUAACUGCUCGCAACGCCCGCUACGUCAUCGUCCACGACAUUGCAAACCGCCCCGUGGCAGCCGCAUCGUUCUACGUUCCUGGAAUUGACCAAGGGACGUAUUUUCUUGGCAUGUCCAAGGACGAUGGUCUACGCUUGCUCUCGUACUACAAGACCGAUCCGAGUCUUCGUGUCAACUUCCGAACGCGCAUGCCGCUCGCGCCACUUCCAAACCCUAGCACAGGGGGCCUCAUCUCGGCCUACUCGUCCCACGGCCCUUCCAAUUCGCUCGCCAGUCCCGGAACCCACAUCGUCGCUCCUGGUGGAUCGAUCCUUUCCACCCUCCCCAUGAGCAUGGGGUCGAUCGGUAUCAUUUCGGGAACAAGCAUGAGCAUUCCUUUCGUCGCCGGUGUAACAGCGCUCUUGCUCUCCUCCCCGUCGAAAAAGGGGCUCAGCUCGGACCAGCUCAGAGCGCUGCUCGCGACGACCGCCAAGUCCGUGAUGGGUGGCAGCACGAAGGGCGAUGGUCGACCAGCUUCGGUGCUCGUCCAAGGAGGCGGUCUUGUCUCGGCACCACACGUAUUCGACGCAAAAACGCUGGUCGAGCCUUACUUUCUGGCUAUGAACGACUUCUCCAGCCAUGAACGGACGAGAUCGAUCAAGCUCACGAAUCACAAUUUACGGGCGGUGACGUACGUCUUCAAGAACCUACCGGCAGAAACUUUGGCACUCUUCAAUGAAGUAAUUAUUCAGCGUUUUUAAACUUUGGGGAGGAGAGCAACUUCGUCAAACACACUUCUGAUGUUCCACAGAGCGUCAGUUCCGACAGCUUGAUUCCUGCCUCGCCUCCAUGCUUGGUCAAGUCGGCGCAAGUCUCUUUCAGCCCGACGAAGCUCACCGUGCCUGCUGCCGGGUCCGCAUCUUUCCAAGUCACCAUCACCUCCAGCUCGCUCUACAGCAACCACUUUCCCUUCUACAGCGGAACGAUCUCGAUCCAAGGUGACGACCCAUCUCAGCAACGUUUCCAAGUGCCUUAUUUUGGUCUCGCGGCUAAGUUGGCCGACGCACCCGUGCUUAGCACUAGUUUGGCCAGCACUUCGCGAUAUGGCUCGGAGGGUUUGAGGUACCCCUUCGUGUCUGUAGGAUAUCCUUCGUCGAAUGCUCUUGUGUUGGGGCGGGGCCAAGGAUCGAAUGUCACGACUUGCAAGCGAUCGGAUGGGCUGACGAUCGUCUAUCGGCUGCUUCGUGAGUCUAAGCUCCUGUGUUUUCAGUCCUUUCAGAUGACCCCAACAACCUUCUACUCCUCAGUUCCAACUCGGGCGCUUUAUGUUGACCUCGUUUCUGCCAACACGACUCAACGUCCGACCAUUCCCGGACGACGAUCACCAGCGUCCGCGACCAGGCUUUCAGGCUCCUCUCAGCAACCCUCUCAGGAUAGACGACCUUUCGACGCAACCUCCACUCUGGGUCGGAUAUAUACGACCGACCUCCUCGAUCGGGACCAUUUGCCAACCAAUGACCGGCAAAUCAGCUUCAAUGGUGGGAUCCCGCCGGCCACUCUUGAUUCAUUAGGGGCUAGCAGCCUGCCGAAGCAGCUCGCCACGGGUCAACCGGCCCGAAUUUUACUUCGGUGAGUUGCACUCUCAGCAAUCCCACCAGCUCCCAUGCUGAUAUAAACAACUACAUCCUUCACAGGGCCCUACGACUGAACGCCGAUCCUGGGCUCGAGUCAAGCUAUGACUCGUUCCUCAGUGCCGCCUUCCAAUUCAGUGACUAG